UUCCCGCCCCUUCCGGUCCAUUGGCGGGCAGAUCUCGCGAGAUUCGGUUGCUGGGAAGUGUAAGAUGGCGGAGGUCGAACUAACGAAGAAAGUGGAGCGGUGUAUGGCGGACGCAAUAAUGAAAUUCGGUGUUGGCCUUGGCUUAGGAAUUGUAUUUUCUGUUGUUGUUUUUAAACGGCGUGUUUGGCCUAUUAGUUUUGGUGCAGGAAUGGGUAUAGGAAUGGCCUAUGCUAACUGCCAGAAUGAUUUGCAAUCUCCAUAUCUUAUGCAUGGAAAAUUUGUCAAAGUGAGUACAGAACCAAUCUCCUUAGGAUGAUUUUCUCAGCCUCAGUACUUCAUGUACAGUACUGUACUCUUGUGGAUCAAUUCUGCCUGUGUGCAAGUAAUAGAAAUUCUUAUUGCUGUGUGUAUUUAAUUUGACUUCUCAAGGUUGUACAUUAAAAUUGUCAUUAAUAAAAAGA
Rhincodon typus (whale shark) is the source of this 461-nucleotide messenger RNA. RefSeq names its product mitochondrial contact site and cristae organizing system subunit 10 (gene micos10). Gene Ontology annotation, cellular component: MICOS complex; mitochondrion; mitochondrial inner membrane. Bases 65 to 316 code for a protein of 83 amino acids. NCBI's taxonomy places the organism in Eukaryota, Metazoa, Chordata, Chondrichthyes, Orectolobiformes, Rhincodontidae. The record is from RefSeq and is a predicted model, not a curated record. The transcript is spliced from 4 exons.